AUCAGGCAGUGGUAAAGUCCCAAAGAUGUCGGCCACCAUGAAGAAAGCGGUCGCCGAGGACGUCAACGUCACCUUUGAGGACCAACAGAAAAUUAACAUCUUCGCCAGAAACACGAACAGAAUGACCGAGCUGAAAGACGAGAUCGAGAUCAAGAAGAAAGAGCUCCAGAAUUUGGAGGACGCCUGCGAUGACCUCAUGGUGCUGGACGACUCCUUGUUGAUUCCGUACCAGAUCGGCGAUGUGUUCAUCAGUCACUCUCAGGAGGAGACGCAGGAGAUGCUUGACGCUGCCAAGAAAGCGGUGGAGGAAGAAAUGGAAUCGUUACAGUCCCGGGUAGAGUCUAUACAACAUGUGCUCUCCGAUCUUAAGAUCCAGCUCUACGCCAAGUUUGGAAACAACAUCAACCUGGAUGCGGAUGACAGCUAAAUCAGUGCAAUGCAGCAUAGAUUUAUUUUUCUUUUUUCUAAAUUUUUCUUUUUAUUUAAUUGAUUGCACAUUAUAAAU
Nanorana parkeri is the source of this 505-nucleotide messenger RNA. RefSeq names its product prefoldin subunit 4 (gene PFDN4). The coding region runs from base 26 to 427 and encodes 133 amino acids. The transcript is spliced from 4 exons. The record is from RefSeq and is a predicted model, not a curated record. Gene Ontology annotation, biological process: protein folding. Gene Ontology annotation, cellular component: cytoplasm; prefoldin complex. NCBI's taxonomy places the organism in Eukaryota, Metazoa, Chordata, Amphibia, Anura, Dicroglossidae.